UAUUUUUCAAACCCUCUUUUCUUCUUCCAAAGGUGUCCAAGCAGCACAAAGCUGGAAAUCUAACAAGUGUCUCAGAAUUCUUCCUCCUGGGCCUGUCAGAUGAUCCAGAACUGCAGCCUUUGCUCUGUAUCCUAUUCCUGUCCAUGUACCUGGUCACCAUGCUGGGGAACCUGCUCAUCAUCCUGGCUGUCACCUCUGACCCCCGCCUCCACACACCCAUGAACUUCUUCCUCUCCAACCUGUCCAUGGCGGACAUUGGUUUCAUCUCCAGCACUGUCCCCAAUAUGAUUGUGAACAUCCAAACUCACAGAAGAGUCAUUUCCUAUGUGGGCUGCCUGACACAGAUGUCUACUUUUACCCUUUUUGGUUGUUUGGAUGAUACGCUUCUGCUUGUGAUGGCCUAUGACAGGUUUGUGGCCAUCUGUCAGCCAUUGCACUACACUGUCAUCAUGAACCCAUACCUGUGUUGCUCUUUAGUUUUGGUGUCCACUUUUGUUAGUCUUUUGGAGUCCCAGGUGCACAAUUUGAUUGUGUUACAAGUCACCUGCUUCAAGGAUGUGGAAAUUUCUAAUUUCUUCUGUGACCCUUCUCUACUCCUCAAGCUUGCCUGUUCUGAUGCUUUCACCAGUAACAUAGUCAUGUAUUUUGCUGGUACCAUCUUUGGAUUUAUCCCUGUCUCAGGUAUCUUUUUCUCUUACUAUAAAAUUUUUUCCUCCAUUCUGAGAGUCCCCUCAUUAGGUGGGAGGUAUAAAGCCUUCUCCACCUGUGGCUCUCACCUGACAGUUGUUUGCUUAUUUUAUGGAACAGGGCUUGGUGUGUACCUCAGCUCAGCCAUCUCACAAUCUCCCAGGAAGGAUGCAGUGGCCUCAGUGGUGUACAUUGUGGUCACCCCCAUGCUGAACCCCUUCAUCUACAGUCUCAGGAAUAGAGACAUCAAAAGGGCCAUGUUCAGGUUCCUCAGCAAAACAAUGUAA
Molecule: messenger RNA, 974 nt
Organism: Budorcas taxicolor (takin)
Lineage: Eukaryota; Metazoa; Chordata; Mammalia; Artiodactyla; Bovidae
Product: olfactory receptor 18-like
Exons: 1
Coding region: 144-974 (276 amino acids)
Biological process (GO): G protein-coupled receptor signaling pathway
Cellular component (GO): membrane
Molecular function (GO): olfactory receptor activity; G protein-coupled receptor activity
Source: RefSeq, a predicted model, not a curated record